Messenger RNA from Manihot esculenta (cassava), 1158 nucleotides. RefSeq lists its product as uncharacterized. The coding region runs from base 172 to 720 and encodes 182 amino acids. The record is from RefSeq and is a predicted model, not a curated record. Lineage: Eukaryota; Viridiplantae; Streptophyta; Magnoliopsida; Malpighiales; Euphorbiaceae. The transcript has a single exon.
UGCAAAGAGAGAGCUUAUCCAUUACACCACUAUAAAAAUGGAAAGGAAUUCAACCAUUGGGAGCUCAAGCCAGUGUUGACAAAUAGGAGAAGAAGCUCAUCUUUUACUUCUGAUCUCUUUUUCUAUCUCACCCCAAAACCCAAAUCCCAAAUCUUUCUCUUCUGCUCAUCAAUGGCAUCCAACAAACUUUUCCAUGCAAAAAGAGAGAAAAAUAGCUUCAUUUUUGUCAGCCAAGAUGCUGAUUUCAAUUCUCUGAAUACUCCUGAGAAUCUUUUUGAUUUUGAUGAGGCUGACGUUUGGAAUAACAGUAAUAAUUCCAGUGGAGUUUCGGCAUUUGAAGCCAAGAAGAUCAUACCCAGUUCGCGUCCAUUAAGAAAAGGUGGCAGAAACAUGGUGGUGGAAAGGACGAGCCGGUCGGUGAACUGCGCUGCGUCGUUGCCGGUGAACAUACCAGAUUGGUCCAAGAUUUAUAGGGAAGAUAACUACACAAGGCAUCAUAAGCAGGAUGAUGAUCAAGAUCAAGAUCAAGAUAGUGAGUAUGAUGGUGAUCAUGACCAUGGUGGUGAUGAUGAAGAUGAAAGGAUACCUCCCCAUGAAUAUUUAGCUAGAAGAAGAGGGGCUUCUUUUUCAGUUCAUGAAGGAAUAGGGAGGACACUGAAAGGGAGAGACUUGAGGCAGGUGAGAAAUGCAAUUUGGAAGAAAGUUGGGUUUGAAGAUUAAUUAGCAAAAGAAAGAUUAAUUAGAUAGAGGGGGAUUAUUAAUUAUAUUAUAUAAUCUAUGUAUAGAUGAGGAUGGGAGGAUGAUCAUGCACUAAUUAAUUUUCUUUGUUAGGGUACUUUUUUUUUUUUUAAAUGUGUUUCUUGUCAAGUAUCAAGUCCUCUCUGGUUAUGGGUGUUUUGAAAUUAUAAUCAGAGGAAGAAGAAGAAGAAGAUGAAGACAUAUAGUUUGUUCAGUUGUGUUUCUUUUGUUGAUUCCUUUGAGAUCUCGUGUAAGAGCAUAGGAGAGAAGGAAGAAACUGCAGAAGUGAAAUGGAGUUGUUGGUGGGUGUGAGUGGUUGGCAAAGAAAGCUACAUACUAGCUUGCAGCUACAACAAUCCUUCAAGUAAAAUCUACUGUUCAUCUUUAAUCAUCUUAAUCUACAACUCUCUCUCUUUUUUU